Henningerozyma blattae CBS 6284 is the source of this 4788-nucleotide messenger RNA. RefSeq names its product pleiotropic drug resistance family ABC transporter. Gene Ontology annotation, cellular component: membrane. Gene Ontology annotation, molecular function: ATP binding; ABC-type transporter activity; ATP hydrolysis activity. NCBI's taxonomy places the organism in Eukaryota, Fungi, Ascomycota, Saccharomycetes, Saccharomycetales, Saccharomycetaceae. Gene Ontology annotation, biological process: xenobiotic detoxification by transmembrane export across the plasma membrane. The transcript has a single exon. The coding region runs from base 1 to 4788 and encodes 1595 amino acids. The record is from RefSeq and is a predicted model, not a curated record.
AUGACCUCGGAACCUUCUUUAAAAGGACAACUGUUGGGUAUAAAUAUACCACUCAACAAUUCUACAACCUCGUCAUCUUCUUCUUCUUCUUCUUCUGCAAAUGGUGUACACUUUGUCAUCCUCCUCCUCCUCCCUCCUCCUCCUCCUCCUCCUCCUUCACCUCCGUCUCCUCCACAUAAUAAUAGUACGGAAAAAUUAAAUAACCGACCUCCAAAUUUAAAACAUCUUUCUUCAGAUUCAAACACACCGUCCAACACAACAGAUCAUCAAUACACCGGAUUUGAUGAUCAAGCACAAAAGAAAAUAAAAGAUCUUGCCAGGUCUCUCACUACAAAGACUCAGGAUUCAUCAACACGUCGAUCAAGUGUAUCUCGAUCCACACGUUCUACUCAAACCAUCAACCAAAAUAAUCUAGCAUAUACACAAACUUAUGAGGCAAAAUCCAUCUUUGCAGCAGACUCGGUGGGGAUUAACCCCAUUUUCACAGAUACUUCACAACCAAUGUAUAAGGAUUACUUGGAUCCAAGUAAUGAAAAUUUCAGUAGUGCCGCAUGGGUGAAAAAUAUGACUCUAGUUACUGCCGCAGACCCUGAUUUUUAUAAGCCUUAUACCUUAAGUUGUACUUGGAAAAAUUUAUCUGCCUCAGGUGAAUCCGCAGAUGUGGCUUAUCAACAAACUUUUCUAAAUUUACCCUAUAAGAUGUUGGGUUAUUUAUAUAGAAAGGUGAAACCAACAAAGGAGGAAGAUUUGUUUCAAAUCUUGAAGCCUAUGGAUGGUUGUUUAAAACCAGGUGAAUUGUUGGUCGUAUUGGGUAGACCAGGGUCCGGUUGUACCACUCUAUUGAAAUCCAUCACUUCAAACACUCACGGGUUCCAUGUCGGUAAAGAUUCUCAAAUCUCUUAUAGUGGGUUUUCUCCAAAGGAAAUCAAACGGCAUUAUCGUGGGGAAGUCGUUUAUAAUGCUGAAUCAGAUAUUCAUCUACCUCAUUUAACAGUUUAUCAAACUUUAAUCACUGUUGCUCGUUUAAAGACUCCUCAAAAUCGUAUCCAGGGAGUCUCUAGAGAAGAUUAUGCAAAUCAUAUUGCAGAAGUCGCAAUGGCUACUUAUGGGUUAUCUCAUACAAGAAAUACUAAAGUCGGUAAUGAUUUGGUUAGAGGUGUUUCUGGUGGUGAAAGAAAACGUGUCUCUAUUGCUGAAGUUGCCAUUUGUGGGUCCAAAUUCCAAUGUUGGGAUAAUGCUACUAGAGGUUUAGAUGCCGCCACUGCCUUAGAAUUCGUUCGUGCUUUGAAAACACAAGCCACAAUUGCCAAUUCUGCUGCUGCAGUGGCCAUCUAUCAAUGUUCUCAAGAUGCUUAUGAUUUAUUCGAUAAAGUUUGUGUAUUGGAUGAUGGGUAUCAAUUAUAUUACGGUUCUGCCACUAAGGCCAAGAAAUAUUUCCAAGAUAUGGGGUAUGUCUGCCCUGAUAGACAAACCACUGCUGAUUUCUUAACUUCUGUCACAAGUCCUGCUGAAAGAGUUAUAAACCCUGAAUUUAUUAAAAAGGGGAUCUUUGUACCGACUACCCCAAGGGAAAUGAACGAUUAUUGGUUAAAUUCAUCAGAUUAUCAAGAAUUGAUACAAGAGAUUGAUCAUGAAUUAAGUGAAGAUACAGAAGUUAAACGGGAAGCUAUUCAGAAUGCACAUCAUGCAAAACAAUCCAAGAGAGCAAGACCUUCAUCACCAUAUACCGUCAGUUAUGGCUUACAAGUCAAAUACAUCUUAAUUAGAAACGUUUGGAGAUUAAAACAAUCCAUGGAGGUACCUCUUUUCCAAGUCAUUGGUAAUUCCAUCAUGGCUUUCAUUUUAGGAUCAAUGUUCUACAAGAUCCUGAAGCAUGUGACAACCGCUAGUUUCUACUUCUUAGGUGCCGCCAUGUUUUUUGCUGUUUUAUUUAAUGCCUUUUCAUGUUUAUUAGAAAUUUUUUCCCUUUACGAGGCAAGGCCAAUUACUGAAAAACAUAGAACUUAUUCCUUAUAUCACCCUUCAGCUGAUGCUUUUGCUUCAGUCUUGUCUGAAGUCCCACCAAAGAUCGCUACUGCCGUUUGUUUUAAUAUUAUUUUCUAUUUCUUAUGUGAUUUUAGAAGAAAUGGUGGGAUUUUCUUCUUUUAUUUCCUAAUCAAUAUCGUUGCAGUCUUUUGUAUGUCUCAUAUGUUUAGAUGUGUUGGUUCCCUAACCAAAAGUUUUUCACAAGCUAUGGUUCCAGCAUCAGUAUUAUUAUUAGCCAUGUCAAUGUAUACUGGGUUUGCUAUCCCCAAGACCAAGAUCCUAGGCUGGUCUAUUUGGAUUUGGUACAUUAACCCCUUAUCUUAUCUUUUCGAAUCAUUAAUGGUUAAUGAAUUCCAUAAUAGAAAGUUCCCCUGUGCACAAUAUAUACCGAAUGGCCCAGAAUAUGCAAAUAGUACAGGUACUACUAGAGUUUGUAACGCUGUAGGUGCCAUUCCAGGUGAAGAUUAUGUUGAUGGUGAUCGUUUUUUAAAGGAAAGUUAUGAUUACCUUCACGUUCAUAAAUGGAGAGGCUUUGGUGUCGGUUUGGCUUAUGUCAUUUUUUUCUUUUUCGUCUAUUUAUUAUUAUGUGAAUAUAAUGAAGGUGCUAAACAAAAAGGUGAAAUCUUGGUCUUCCCAGAAGCUAUAGUUCGAAAAAUGAAAAAAGAACAUAAAUUAAAGGAUAAUACCACUGAUAUUGAAAAACAAACACCAACUGAAAUAACUGAUAAAAAUUUACUUUCCGAUUCUACAUGUAGCAAUGGAGAAGAUGAUACAGAAGUAUCAAGUUCUUCUGAAGAAUUUGGUUUAGCUAAAUCUUUAGCUAUUUUCCAUUGGAGAAACUUAUGUUACGACGUUCAAAUAAAGAAAGAAACGAGACGAAUCUUGAACAAUGUUGAUGGUUGGGUUAAACCUGGUACUUUGACUGCCUUGAUGGGUGCUUCUGGUGCUGGUAAGACUACUCUAUUGGAUUGUCUUGCUGAAAGAGUUACUAUGGGUGUUAUAACUGGUGAUGUCUUUAUCGAUGGUAAACCUCGUGAUGAAUCCUUCCCAAGAUCCAUCGGUUAUUGUCAACAACAAGAUUUACAUUUGAAAACUGCUACUGUUAGAGAAUCUCUAAGAUUUUCUGCCUACUUGCGUCAACCAGCUGAAGUCUCUAUUGCUGAAAAGAAUGCUUAUGUCGAAGAUAUUAUCAAGAUCUUAGAAAUGGAAAAAUAUGCUGAUGCUAUUGUUGGUGUUGCUGGUGAAGGUUUAAACGUUGAACAGAGAAAGAGAUUAACCAUUGGUGUUGAAUUAGCUGCUAAACCUAAAUUAUUGGUCUUUUUGGAUGAACCUACUUCUGGUUUAGAUUCUCAAACUGCUUGGGCUAUUUGUCAAUUGAUGAGAAAAUUAUGUAAUCAAGGUCAAGCUAUCUUAUGUACUAUCCAUCAGCCAUCUGCUAUCCUAAUGCAAGAAUUUGAUCGUUUAUUAUUUAUGCAAAGAGGUGGUCAAACUUGUUAUUUCGGUGAAUUGGGUGAAGGUUGUCAUAAGAUGAUUGAUUAUUUCGAAAGUCAUGGUUCUCACAAAUGUCCUCCAGAUGCUAACCCUGCUGAAUGGAUGUUAGAGGUUGUUGGUGCUGCUCCAGGUUCUCAUGCUAAUCAAGAUUAUCACGAAGUUUGGAGAAAUUCCGAAGAAUAUCAAGCUGUACAAAGGGAAUUGGAUUGGAUGGAAACUGAAUUACCUAAAAAAAAUUCAGAUGCUGAACAAGUUGUUCAUAAAGAAUUUGCCACCAGUCUUCUUUAUCAAUGUAAAAUUGUUAUCAUUCGUCUAUUCCAACAAUAUUGGAGAAAUCCUGAAUUUUUAUGGUCCAAAUUCUUCUUAACUAUUAUCAGUCAAAUUUUUGUAGGUUUCACUUUUUUUAAAGCUGAUAAAUCCAUACAAGGUCUGCAAAACCAAAUGUUAUCCAUUUUUAUGUAUUGUUGUUGUUUUAAUCCAAUUCUUGAACAAUAUUUACCUUCUUUUGUUCAGCAAAGAGAUCUUUAUGAAGUUAGAGAACGUCCAUCAAGAACUUUCUCUUGGAAGGCAUUCAUUGUGGCCCAAUGUGUUGUAGAAGUUCCUUUCAAUAUAUUAGCUGGUACAAUUGGGUUUAUUAUUUACUACUAUCCAGUUGGAUUCUACAAUAAUGCAUCUUUUGCUCAUCAAUUACAUGAAAGAGGUGCUUUGUUUUGGUUAUACAGUUGUGCAUUCUUCGUAUACAUCAGUUCUGUGGCUAUUUUAGUCAUUACCUGGAAUCAAGUGGCUGAAUCUGCAGCUCAAAUUGGUACUUUACUAUUUACAAUGGGCUUAUCAUUCUGUGGUGUUAUGGUUACCAAAGAAGCAAUGCCUCAUUUCUGGAUCUUCAUGUACAGAGUUUCACCCUUGACAUAUUUAAUAGAAGGUAUGUUAGCUACUGGUGUAGCGAAUGCAGAUGUUAAAUGUGCCAAGUAUGAAUAUACAAAAUUUAAUCCUCCACAGGGUCAAACAUGUGGUCAAUACAUGGCACCCUACAUACAAAGGGCGGGUACGGGUUACCUGAAAGAUAGCUCUGCAACUGAUCAAUGUGAAUUUUGCGCCUAUUCUCAUACAAAUGACUAUCUAAAAUCCAUAUUUGUUUCGUAUCAUCAUAGAUGGAGAGAUUAUGGGAUUUUCAUUUGCUUCAUUGUCUUUGAUUAUGUUGCGGGAGUAUUUCUAUAUUGGUUAGCAAGAGUUCCAAAAAAGAACAGCAGAUUAUCAAAGAAAAAGGAGUAG